GAGUAUAAUACUCAUCCACAGGAGCUCAAAUCGCUUCCAACUGCUGAUUUUCCUUCAAUUUUUAUUCUUUAAUUUUCUUUCUGGGAGUGAAAAAAAACCCUCAUAUAUUUAAAAAAGUAAAACGUCACGCACACAUGCGCAUAUAGGGAGGCACACUGACGCAUACUCUUGUUGUAUAGUUUUUUUCCCUCCUCUUUGGAAAAUGUUUUACCGCAUUCAACAGUCUCCUCGGCGCAAACGGAGCGCGCAGGGCGCAAAUGUCUUAAAGUUGCGCCGUUUCGUUCUCCUCCUUUCUUUUUAAAGCAGCGGCAAGAAGAGAAGAAAAAAGAGAGAAAGGAGGUUGGGUGAAGUCGCUGAACUGAUCACGAGCCCAAACGGACAGUUUAAACAAGGAGCGCUUCAUGAUUGCGGGAGUUUUCUUUCAAAACUGGGAGGAAAUCUGAGAUCUGCUCGUUUAUCAAGAUGUUUUAAAGCAAAGGAAGGAUUUCCCGCUCCGGUCUGUGUGGAUUGAUUUUCCUCUCAUGCUCCCUCUGCCCAGCAUUCCCUCAGUCAGUCCACGGAUUUUUGCCAUUGCAGCUCAGUAGAGGGUGUCAGAUCUUUCUUCGAGCGCCGCGCACGGAUGAUCUCCGUCUCCGGGUGAUUUUUCUUUCCUCCCUUUUUAAAUCUGUUAAAUUUGGAUUUUAAAGAGGAAAGCGGAGGGCGCUGGAGGAGGACGUGAAGCGGGGAGGAGGGGGAGGAUAUGCGGGUGUUUUGGAUCUCCUGUGAAGCCCCAGCACCAGGGGAGAGGGGACAGCUCCCGACGCCGCAGCGCGCCGUACCGCUCCGGGAGGGUUCUCCAGCGUUUCCCCCCACCAAGACUCCAUUCGCAGAUUGGGAAUCAUGAGUCGCUCACGCUGAGGGAGAGAGAGGGGGAGAGGGGUGGAAAAAUGCUGCUCUGGAUCGUCCUGCUGAAUGCGGCUCUUUGUGUUGCCAGCGGAAAUGUUACAAGGGACGUUUGUAAGGAGCAGGUCUGCUCGUGCGGCGAGGUGGAGGGCGACCUGCACAUAGACUGCGAGAAGCGGAGCUUCACCACGCUGCGGCACCUGACGGGGCCGAGCUCGCAGUUCUAUCACCUGCUGCUGCACGGCAACUCGCUGUCCAGACUCUUCCCCAACGAGUUCGCCAACUUCUACAACGCCGUGAGUCUGCAUUUGGAGAACAACGGCUUGCAUGACAUCGUCCCCGGAGCCUUCUUGGGGUUGCAGUUGGUGAAGAGGUUGCACAUCAACAACAACAAGAUCAGGUCUUUCAAGAAGAGCACGUUUCUGGGCUUGGAUGACUUGGAGUACCUCCAGGCUGACUUCAACCUCUUACGAGAUGUUGACCCGGUUGUUUUCAGGGACCUAAAUAAGCUUGAAGUGUUGAUACUCAACGACAACCUCAUCAGCGCUCUGCCCAUCAACGUGUUCCAGCAUGUGCCCAUCACACACCUCGACCUGAGGGGCAACCGGAUCAAAACUUUGCCUUAUGAGGGGAUUCUUGAGCAAAUACCGGGUAUCGCGGAGGUCCUGUUAGAAGACAACCCAUGGGACUGCAACUGUGACCUGGUUUCUCUGAAAGAAUGGCUGGACAACAUACCACGCAAUGCGUUGAUUGGCAGAGUGGUCUGCGAGGCCCCCACCCGGCUGCAAGGCAGCGACCUGAACGAGACAUCAGAGGCAGACCUGUGUCCCUCACAGAGCGGAGGCCUAGACACCAGCCUGGUAGCCCCUCCCACUCAGGAGGAGAUCUCUCAGCCUCGAGUGAAGCCCACGCCUUACAAGCCGAGUGGGACCCCAGCGCCUGGAGUACGAGGCCCUAAAAGCCACUCAAAGUCUCGUGAGAACUGGCAGCUGAAAACAAAACCCACGCCAGUGGUGAAUGGCAUGAAUGGCGACGGGGAGCAGCUGCACAAUGUGACGUGUCCUCAGCCAUGCAGCUGCAAGCUGGUUGGCUCCCGACAAGGAUUGGGGGUCAACUGCGAGAACAAGAAGAUGGAGAGCUUGGCUGGCCUCAAGCCCAAACCUUUAAUGGCUCACGAGCUGAACAUGAGAGACAACAACAUCCAUGCUGUGAAGAAAAACCAGCUGCUUGGCUACGCCAGCCUCAACCUGCUGGAUCUGGGGGGGAACAACAUCAAGAUGAUCGACAACAGCACGUUCCAGAACCAGAGUGAGCUCAGGUGGCUGUAUUUGGAUAAGAACUACUUGGAUACGCUGUUGGCGGAGAUGUUCCAGGGCCUUGUGAAUCUGGAAUACCUCAGUUUGGAAUACAACGACAUCCAGCUGAUAGUGGCGGGCGCUUUCAGCCCCAUGCCGAACCUGAGGGUUCUGUUCCUCAACAACAACUUGCUCAAGUCGUUGCCUGUGGAUGCUUUCCUUGGGAUUUCUCUGUCCAAAAUUAGCCUGCAUAAUAAUUAUUUCCCCCAUCUACCUGUGGCUGGCGUGUUGGAGCAGCUCAGCUCCAUCAUUCAGAUUGAUUUGCACGGGAACCCGUGGGAUUGCUCGUGCAACAUCGUGCCCUUCAAGCAGUGGACGGAGAAGCUUGGGGCUGACGUGAUCGUCAGCGACCUCAAGUGCGAGUCGCCGGAGGAGUUCUGGAAGCGCGACUUCCGCUACGUCCGGAAUGACCUCAUGUGCCCCAAGCUGUAUGAACGUGUGCCGCCCACCUCCCUGGCCAAAAACAGCACCUUCGCCCAGGACACAGGGACACACUCCUACUUGGAGCCCAGCCGGGUGUCCAUCUCGGUGCUCGUGCCCGGGCUGCUUUUGGUCUUUGUCACGUCUGCGUUCACCGUCGUGGGGAUGCUCGUCUUCAUCCUGCGCAACCGCAAAAGGUCGAAGCGGAGGGAAGGGAACUCAUCGGCGUCGGAGAUCAACUCCCUACAGACGGUGUGCGACUCAUCCUACUGGCACAGCGGGCAGUACCACGCCGACGGGGGGGCGCACAGGGGCUUCGACUGCACCACACACCUCUCGGUCACAACUGACUCGUAAAAUGUGACGAACCACACUGGAUUACAAACGACCAUAGUGUGAACAGAAACUCAACUAUGAACCAAAACUAGUCCGUCUGCUGCUGCACAGGCCCCGAUCUGUAAAAUAUGUACAUGCCAAACCCCUCUGGCUUACCCCCCUUCCCUCCCUUCUUCUCCCCCCUCCUCCUAUCUGCCGCAAUCGGACUACGGAUCUCUGAGACAGAAAAAAGUGGAGGAGAAGAGGGGAAAAAACCAGCCAGAGACUGUGUGUGUGUGUGUGUGUGUGUGGGACUGAGAGAGUGUGAGUGAGCUGGGGAAUGGUGCACGAACGCAUGAAUGUACAUGUAAAUACUCGGGACUGAUGUAUCAUAAAACUGCAUGAUGAUGAUGAUGAUAAUCCGCAUGGUUUCAACAGACACACAAAGGCGAGGAACCAUAACCACCAACAAAGAGGCAAACCUUUCAUGUUCUAUCAAUAUGGCGACUAUAUAUAUAGAUAUUAAGAAUUAUAUAUGACUAUUACAAAGUGCCAUUUCUCUAUUUUUUGUGAACCUGCGGUUAGGAUUUGUAUUUGUUGUUUUGAACCUGUUGGGAGGGAAGAAUCGGGAGGAAAAAAAAUCCAGUCUGAGCGGAAGCUGUUGGUGCAUGUUCCUUUUUUCUGUUCCGUCAUUUUGAUUGUCGAUUAUAAUAAUAAUAAUAAUAAUAAUUAUUAUUAUUAUUAUUGGGGUUAUUUAUACUAAGGUGGCUGCAGAUUCCAAACCCACGUCUGCUCAGUCAUCAUCUCCUUUAUGAAUGUAAGAAAAAAACACAAAAAAAACGUUGUUCUUUUUUAAAUGGUGUGCCAAUGGUUGACUUUUUCGGGAUAAUUCAGACACGGCAGAUGAGCACGACUGAAAGACGUCUCUCAGAUGCCUCUGCUGCAAAACUUCAUGUAGCUCCGAUAACAGUUGCGUGUUUUUUUUAUUUUAACUUUGUGUGUUGAUGAUCAUAGCCUGCAUCGAUUGGUUGAUCGAGGUAAAGAAAAGGAGGCAGAACGGAGGUUUAUACCAUCAUAUAUUUGCAGAAACUGAGCAAAAAUGUAUUUUCUGAUUGGUUCAGUCGAUGUAAGCAUAUAGAAUAGCAAAGUAUUCCUCCACACGAAAAAAAUAAGAAGCUAUGAAUCACUUUCAUCAUAUUGUGAGCUUUUGUAAAGCCAUCUAAUCCUGUUCAAAUACACUGUAUUUGCUGGGAAAAAUGUGCAGGAAGCAGGGCCGUAGAUAAAGCAGGGAACUGAGGGGGCCAUGCACAGACAAGACACAUGAUGCAAGAUGCCUUUUUCAACUCAGCAUUUUGGAAACUUGAGAUACUCCUUUUUGGUUGCAUGCUCUUUUUAAUUAAUUAAUUUAUCAUUAUUUUUGUGGACUCAAAAACAAAAUAAUGCCAUAGCUGUUUGCAGCUGUCCUGUUUGGGGGAGAGGAGUGGAAAAAAUCCUAGAAAUAGUUGCUCCCUUACAGAUUACUUCUGUUUCUGCUUUUUGACUCUUAAAUAUUAAAGUAUGAGGCCUGAGUAAAUACAAAAUGAUGUUUGCAAGUGGCAGUUUCACUUAUGAAGGGGAAAAGCUAGCGAAGCCAACCUAGCACUGUGUAAUAAAUAAAUACCCCAUAACUUACUAGCUGAGUGUAACACUGGCAGUUGGAGGGCUUUCUAACAUAGAUGGCCUGCUUUAGGUCAAAUGUCAGAUAUUCUUACUUAGGAUUUUCUGUUAUAGAGCAGCAAAGCAGCCCCAGACCAUCACACUACCACCACCAUGUGUGACUACACGUAGAGUUGUUAGUCUUGAGGGUAGCCGAGAUGUUUUGUGUCAAAUAAGAGUUGAUACUGCAUUCUACUUGAUCAGCAGAGGUUCUGGCCAUGCAGUUCUCCGAUGGAGGCCAUUUGUAUCCCUUGUCUAUUUAUAAUCGUUCAGUCAAGACCUCAGAUGUUAAUCAACUGGGGCCUCCGAUGCUUUGUUGUGGGUACUUAUAUGUUUAUAUGUUGUUUUUUGAGAUAUUUUAGCCUUUUAGACUUGUUAACCUGUGAGAACUUGUGAGAAUUGGGCCAAAAUUAAAACUACUAACUUGCCAAAGUGGUACCUUUUUUAAAACAGCAGUCAAGAGCUGCUAAAAAGUCUCUCCAAGGGUCCCAAAGGGCCCUCGAACCACACUUUGGACACCUCUGAUCGAGAAGGUUUGUUAUUUUUGCAGAUCUUGUAGAAAUAUUGUCUGAGUUAGGCUGGAGGAACUCAAUUUGGAUUUACUAAUGAUGGUAAUAAUGGUUCAUCACAGGUAAUUAAUGACUUAGCAAGGGGUGCAAAUACUUUUCACAAUGGCCAGUUUAAAAUUUUCUCAGUAAAUGAAGUCAUAAUUGGAACAAUGCUUGUUUUAUUUACUCAGCUGUAAAAUGGACAUGUAUUUGUUGAUCUGAAAAAUUCGACCAAAACGCAAAAAGUGAAGAAAUCUCUGAGGGGGCAAAUACUUUCUCUAUAGCACUACGGGUCAAGCACUCACUUUUCUUUUCUGUUCUUGAAAUGUUUCAUAUUUUUUGAACAAUGUGAGAAAUGCUGCGCUUGUUCACGUUUGUUAGUUUUUAACGUGACCUUUUAUUUUGAACGACUGCAUAUCUGAAGAGAAAAAAAACUUUUUAGUCAAAUUUAUCAAAUUAAACCAACAUUAUUAAGUUCAUGGAAGAAGGGUCUACUCACCUGACCCCCCCCCCCCCCCCCCCUUUCCUUUUUAUUUACCCAGUCCUCCCCACUGUCAUACAGUGUAUCUCUAGGCGCUGUCCAUGGUGCUGAAUCACUCCCCGAUCCAUCUCUCUCACUUUCUCAGGCACGUAGCUGUGCUCACUUGCUAUGGGAGCGAGGAAGAGCAUCUGUCGUGACAAUUUUCAAGCGCCCCCCCCCCCC
This is a messenger RNA of Nothobranchius furzeri (turquoise killifish), 5918 nucleotides long. Its product is annotated as SLIT and NTRK-like protein 1. Gene Ontology annotation, cellular component: postsynaptic density membrane; GABA-ergic synapse; glutamatergic synapse. Gene Ontology annotation, biological process: axonogenesis; regulation of presynapse assembly; positive regulation of synapse assembly. NCBI's taxonomy places the organism in Eukaryota, Metazoa, Chordata, Actinopteri, Cyprinodontiformes, Nothobranchiidae. The record is from RefSeq and is a predicted model, not a curated record. Gene Ontology annotation, molecular function: protein binding.